GCAAACCGCUGUGAUAUAAGUGGAAUAUACUAUUUCUUGUCGUUGGUUAUUAUCCUAUAACAACACACCCAGUAGUGUUUUAUUCCUUACAUAGUCUGUGUUGUAAUAACACGAUUCUAGUUUAGGGCUGUAAAUAGCAGGAAUGAUAAAUUAGUACAAUUCAAUUGUAAUGUGCAGUGUGUUACAUUUGAACAGCUUGGCAUCAUGUUCGCAGCUUAGAAUGACAUGCAUUCAUUCAGUUCCCCAAUGCCAGGGCAUACUAGAGGCAGCAAUCAACAGCUGCAGUAUAAAAUCUGCCCUUGUUUUAGCCUGGAUAGAAAUACACACGGCAUACUUCAGUAAGGCCACUGUGGCGUCAGACAAUCACUGGGCAUGUACCCUUAUCUUGUGCUGUGUAUGAUUAGAGACAGCUACACUUUCUCUGUCCUGUCAUUUCUCCUUGUGUGGAAAAGCAAGUCAUGCGACAGCUAACUUCUAUAGAAUAUUUAUGGAUAUCAAAUAUAAGGAAAUACAUCAAAAAAGGGAAAACCGUCAUGGUUAAAUUAACAUGUUUAUCCACCAGUCUAUUGUGAAAGGGGUGAAUGCACUCCCUCCAGAGGACCGCCUGCUGAAGUUCUUGGUGGAUAAUUCUGCGGACAGCGAGGAAGCCGUGCAGUGUGCCAACUGUGACUGGGAGUGCAAGAAACAGGAUGUGGAUGCAAUGUAUUAUUGCAACACUUGCAACCAGCCCCUGUGUGGAAACUGCAGAGAAGCCACCCACAAGGCCAAGAUGUUCUCGCGCCAUGAAAUUGUUUCCCUGGCCAAGCGCACCAAGGAAGCCCACAAAAAGUGUGCCCUCCAUGAAGAAUUAUACAUCAUGUUCUCUACGGAGAAGAAGUCUAUGCUUUGCAUCAACUGUUUCAGAGACAUGCCAGUGGAGAGCAGAGCGCACUGCAUUGAUAUUGAGACAGCCUAUAUGCAAGGCUGUGAAAAACUGGACCAAGCCGUUUUAGCUGUGAAGGAGCUCCAGACAUCAGCAAGAGAAGCCAUUGUCCUACUGAAAGCUAUGAUUGGAGAAGUCAGGGCGAAUGUGGAUGAGGAGGAGAGUGCAAUUUGUACCCUUUUUAACAGCAUGCAGGAAAAACUAGCAGAGAGAAAGAAGAUACUGCUCAAGGCAGCUCAAAGCCAGCAUGAGGAAAAGGAACGAGCUUUUAAAGAGCAGCUGUCACACCUGGCUGCACUGCUGCCAACUCUCCAGGUCCAUCUGGUUACAUGCUCUGCUUUCCUUAGUUCAGCAAAUAAGUUUGAGUUUCUAGACAUGGGUUAUCAACUGAUGGAGAGGUUAAAGAAGAUUGUAAAGCUGCCUCACAGACUGAGACCAUCUCAGAGCAGUAAGAUAAACACGGAGUAUCGCUCUGAAUUUGCCCGCUGUCUGGAGCCCCUGUUACUUCUGGGUCAACGACGCUCAGUGUCCACGGCAGGCAGCAUCUCAGGACUGGGCAAUAGCGGUGGACUGCUGCCAUCUGUGACCUGUCACUCCCCAACAGGCGGACACAUGACACUAGAUUCUUCAGUGGUCCGAAAGCCCACUUCUCACCGCUACAUCAGCACUAAAGUCCUCCUGGCUGAGGGUGGAGAGAGUCCCUUCAUGGAGCACUGCAAAAAUUAUGAGAACAGCUACAAGAAUUUGCAGACAGAAAUCCAGAAGCUUAAGGACCAGGUGCAGGAGAUUCACAGGGACCUGACUAAACAUCAUUCCCUCAUAAAGACAGACACCAUGAGCGAGAUCCUGGACAGGUCUCUGGAGAUGGAUGGCGAGAUCUCAUCAGAAUACACAUCUGUCGAGCUGAUGAGGGCCAUGUUUGAGGAAAUCUGGGAAGAGACGUACCAAAGGGUGGCAAACGAGCAAGAAAUUUAUGAAGCGCAACUUUAUGACUUAGUUCAGUUGAAGCAAGAGAACUCUUACCUGACGACUAUUGCUCGGCAAAUUGGUCCUUACAUCCAAUCCAUAGCAAAGGUGAAGGAACGCUUAGAACCCAGCAGGCUCAAGGAGCCAAAGGAGCUUAAAGAUGACCGCACUGAGACUAUGCUGAAAAUUUAUGAGGACAGCAGCAUGGCAGCUGAUACCCAGCACAGCCCCUGGCUAUGCUUCACAGACCUCUUAGAGUCCCCAGACCCCACUUUGAGAACCAAGGGUCUGCAUGAUGACAAUCAAUGAACUAACAUGUACCCAUGAGGACUACUGAACUCUGAACCUAUCCGACGACUCCAACCUCAAAAGCAAGGACCUGUACAGGCUGAACAAGCAGAAAUGCACAACUGACACAAACCACUAUGUCCCUGUUAAUCCACAAGCCAGCUGAUUAAGCAGACCGACAACUUCCUUGACUAAUUGUAGUAUUUGAGAAUUCAAGACAAUAGAUAAGGCAUUGCUGAUGUUUAAAAUGCAAGUGAUCUGCUUUAGAGUGCACUAAUUAAAACAAAGUCGAACAUAAUAUAUUAAAUAUAUUAUUUCUACACGGUCUUUAUAUUAAGUGUUUAUUUCAGAGGUUUGUAGUAGUUCUGUAUGCUCAGUGUCAUAAUCAGGAUUAAUUGUACAGUUCCUUCACAUUUGUCUUUUUGUAAUACUUAAUAUACUGCAACUUGCCAUCCUGCUGUACAUGAAUGAAACCUUUGAGUCUGACAAUUAAUAGCAACUGUUACAGCGGCCAUUCAUUGAAAAGUGCAACAAAUGCUACUUCCUGUCUUCCAGUGAAGCUAGUUCAUGUUGAAAAUGAAGGAAGGAUGUAAAGAUGAAUAUAAAUGGCCCUGGAUAUGACAAUGUACAUAACCACACAAUGCAUUAUCGGAUUUAGUUAAAUGGACUGGAAGGAUUGGUGAAAAUAUUGACACAAUGAUAAAAUGAGAACAGAAAUAGAAACUGACCAAAAUACAUGCAAUGCAUAGAAGUUAUAGAACAUCAAAAACUCAUCCAUGUGACAAACUUUGUGUAUCCAGUGUGCCCAUAAAUACAUCUGUUAGAGUUGGCCACUUCAUGCAGAAUCCAAUUAGCUAGCAGACACUUCUGCCCACUCAACUUAUGGUUGAUUUUUGCCUGCAGCUCCAAGUUUAUCGCCAUUAACUUGGCGCACGAUGUUUAGGAAAGUGUUUAUUAGAGAUUGUCAGCAUUCAGCACUGAGAUCUGCAUGUGCCCAAAACUGCCUGAACAGUGUUAGGAGCAAUCACCAAAAACAAAGUUUAGAAAUAUCAUAAUGUGUAAAACUCCUACAGAAAAAUUUCAAAUGUAAUAAAAUUCCUUUUUGUCCAGCCACAUGACAAACGAAUACCAAAUUCAGACCUGCCAUCCCUGAAGAGGAAUAAUGUGGUCUUAGCUCAGAAAAUCUUCAAUAUUAAUCCAUUCACAAAUCACUUCUCUAAGAAAGUGGAGUGUAUAUAUAUAUUGCUUUUUUGUUUGCUUUCCUACAGAUUUUACCCGGUGCUUCUUUUUGUUGGCAAAGCUGCCACUUGCCUGUUUUAGUUAAGAUGUAUACACUGUAAAUGUUUACAUGCAAGGAAGUCAAAAAGUUCAUUUUCUUUCUUCCUAUUCUAGGAAAAAGAUGUGACAUAUAGCAAUAUAUAAGAAAGUGUGCAUGGAAAAUUUUCGAUUGUCUACAUCUUAACCAAAACGGAAAAACUGCAGCUUUUGCCCACCCCCUGGUAGUUAGCGUACAACCCCACAUAUACAUUCACUCCGGUUUCAACUAUGACAGGAUUAACAACAUCGUUUGAAAAGGUGACUAGUGCUGGAAAGCAAGCAGUGUUUUUAACCACAUUCUAAUUAUCAUUACAUUAUUAUAGAGUUGUUGUUUUUUUUGGCAUUUCAUCUUAUCUGAGUUUUUACCUAAUAAAGAUUAAAAAUACCAUAUGUAAAAUACUAAUUUA
Messenger RNA from Ictalurus furcatus (blue catfish), 3900 nucleotides. RefSeq names its product ring finger protein 207b (gene rnf207b). NCBI's taxonomy places the organism in Eukaryota, Metazoa, Chordata, Actinopteri, Siluriformes, Ictaluridae. Gene Ontology annotation, molecular function: Hsp70 protein binding; zinc ion binding; transmembrane transporter binding. The record is from RefSeq and is a predicted model, not a curated record. Gene Ontology annotation, cellular component: perinuclear region of cytoplasm. Gene Ontology annotation, biological process: regulation of heart looping; regulation of cardiac muscle contraction. Bases 548 to 2197 code for a protein of 549 amino acids. The transcript is spliced from 18 exons.